Molecule: messenger RNA, 606 nt
Organism: Gastrolobium bilobum
Lineage: Eukaryota; Viridiplantae; Streptophyta; Magnoliopsida; Fabales; Fabaceae
Product: cyclin-dependent kinases regulatory subunit 1
Exons: 4
Coding region: 105-371 (88 amino acids)
Biological process (GO): regulation of mitotic cell cycle
Cellular component (GO): cyclin-dependent protein kinase holoenzyme complex; SCF ubiquitin ligase complex
Molecular function (GO): histone binding; protein kinase binding; ubiquitin binding
Source: RefSeq, a predicted model, not a curated record
GGAUCAUCGCAAAUAUAUUCCUUCAUUUCGCACACUCUGCUCCGCACUCUCAUUUCUCACUUCCCUUAUUAAAUCGAACGAUUCACAAACCCUAGUUUUUGAGGAUGGGUCAGAUCCAGUACUCUGAGAAGUAUUUCGAUGACACCUACGAGUAUAGGCAUGUUGUUCUGCCUCCUGAAGUCGCUAAACUGCUUCCUAAGAAUCGGCUUCUCUCUGAAAAUGAGUGGCGUGCAAUUGGGGUUCAGCAGAGCCGUGGUUGGGUUCAUUAUGCAAUUCAUCGUCCUGAGCCACACAUAAUGCUUUUCAGGAGGCCUUUGAAUUAUCAGCAGCAGCAGGAAAGCCAGGCCCAGCAAAGCAUGCUUGUCAAAUGAUUACUUUCAAUUGAAAAUCUGAAAGUGGAGUACAAUAUUAUAUAUAGGUUUUAUAGUCUGUUGAUGUUAUGAGACCUAACUGUUGUGAAAUUCUCUAUUGUGGAUAGUUUUCAUGUGGUUUCAAUUGUCGUUUGAAUUUGCUAAAGACAUGAUGUUUCUUAGAUGUAUGUUGGUGUACUGGUGUACCUCUGGUGUACUCGUAUGCUUGGUGGAUUAUUAUGUUCAUUUUCAAUGU